GACAAAAGUUGUGAAAAAUGUGACGCCAUCUUGGUCCGAGUUGUUGUCGAGACAUUCUGUGCUUGUCUCAUCCUAUGAAGAGUUAAAAGACGGAGGAGAAAACGAAUGCUGAGAGAUGGAGUGUGUUCAGCUCAGAUCCAGACAGGAGACAUCUUGAGCCUUAAUCGUUUGGUGGAAAUCAAACGCUGUUCUGUCAUGGAUCAGCAUCUUAACAUUGUUCUUCUGGGAAAAACUGGAGUUGGGAAAAGUUCUUCAGCAAACACCAUUCUAGGAAGGGAAGUGUUUAAGGCUGAAACAGACUUUGAGUCAGUGACCAAAUAUAUUUGUGUGGAACCUGUAACUCUGUUUGGGAGACAAAUUUCAGUGAUAGACACUGGAGACAUAUUAACAUCACAGGAGCAGAUUGCAAAAGUUCUUCUGAAUCUUUUGCCGGACUCCACUCCCUCUCUUUACCUGCUGGUGAUCAAAGUUGGUCGUUUCACUCAAGAGGAUGAAAAGGCUGUAGAGGCUGUAGAGAAAGUCCUCGGGCCUCGGAGGAUGAAAAAUUGUUUUCUGCUCUUCACUGGAGGAGAUAGGUUAAAUACAUCACUAGAGCAAUUUAUUUUAGGCUCUACCAACAGUCCGCUUCCCAAAAUUGUUGACCGUUUUUUAUGGAGAAUCCAUCUUUUCAACAAUAAAGAUGGAGAAGAGGACCAAGUCAGAGAACUGUUGACAAAGACAGGACACAUUGGAACAGGUCAGUACAAAUUUCAGUCAGAUCUUCAGUUUUUUUAA
Molecule: messenger RNA, 774 nt
Organism: Poeciliopsis prolifica (blackstripe livebearer)
Lineage: Eukaryota; Metazoa; Chordata; Actinopteri; Cyprinodontiformes; Poeciliidae
Product: GTPase IMAP family member 6-like
Exons: 3
Coding region: 106-774 (222 amino acids)
Molecular function (GO): GTP binding
Source: RefSeq, a predicted model, not a curated record